CUACGUCACCUCUCAAAAGUGAAAAGUACCAGCAUGCAUCCUUUUUUUUCAGAUUGCAGAAGGCAGAUGACCUCAAGCAGAACAGAGGGCACAUAACUGAGUGGACUUGUAAAGCAAUGGCAUACAAAACAUUGUUCAUCAUUGCUUUACUUUUUAUCAGCAACCUGGCUGUGGCACUCACAGAUCAAACUACGCCUUGCUACAGAAUUGAACCGGGUACAAUAGCAGGCAUCAUCUGUGUAGAUGUGCUCCUGACCCUCAUCAUCAUUGUUGUCACCUACCGGUGUGCCAUGAAGCGUCAGAAGAUAAAUAAUGCUAACAAAGUGUAUAUGAAUGUCCGGGCAAACUACAAAGGCAAUAUCUGAAACAAAACAGAAUGUUGUAAAAAAUUCACACGUAUAUUCACACGUGUGUGUGUGUGUGUGUGUGUGUGUGUGUGUGUGUGUGUGUGUGUGUGUGUGUGUGUGUGUGUGUGUGUGUGUGUGUGUGUGUGUGUGUGUGUGUGUGUGUGUGUGUGUGUGUGUGUGUGUGGUUGAAUCCGAGGGUAGGGGAAGGGAGAAUCAUUUUAUAGUUUUAUGCACAAGGUUGUUUUUAUCUUUCAUGUAUCAUGUAUCAACUAUUUUGUAAUAACUUGCAGGAUUGAAAUGUAAAAAAAAAUUUAUAAAAUAAAAUAUGACAAGAAAAAGAAUAUAUUGGUUUCAAACUGUCUGAAAAAGAAUAUAAGUCAAGUCAAAUGUAAGAAUACACUUUCUUUUGUUUUUUGUUUUUCUUUUGUCCAGUUUUUAAGCGUUGAUAAUGAAAUUUAAGUUUUCACUUUCAUUUUUAGUAGACCUGCAA
Molecule: messenger RNA, 837 nt
Organism: Cololabis saira (Pacific saury)
Lineage: Eukaryota; Metazoa; Chordata; Actinopteri; Beloniformes; Belonidae
Gene: hcst
Product: hematopoietic cell signal transducer
Exons: 5
Coding region: 117-365 (82 amino acids)
Biological process (GO): regulation of immune response; positive regulation of phosphatidylinositol 3-kinase/protein kinase B signal transduction
Cellular component (GO): membrane
Molecular function (GO): signaling receptor binding; phosphatidylinositol 3-kinase binding
Source: RefSeq, a predicted model, not a curated record